Molecule: messenger RNA, 3297 nt
Organism: Mauremys reevesii (Reeves's turtle)
Lineage: Eukaryota; Metazoa; Chordata; Testudines; Geoemydidae
Gene: SLC39A13
Product: solute carrier family 39 member 13
Exons: 10
Coding region: 258-1367 (369 amino acids)
Biological process (GO): intracellular zinc ion homeostasis; zinc ion transmembrane transport
Cellular component (GO): membrane
Molecular function (GO): zinc ion transmembrane transporter activity
Source: RefSeq, a predicted model, not a curated record
AAGCCGCUAAAGCCCCGUUGUCUGAAAGAGCAGAGCUGAGCUCCUGGCUGUGAGGGGGAGGAGGCAGGAGCAGAGUGAACUCACUGCCACGCACAGAGCACUUGAGAGUUGUUUGGAGGGCUCCGACGAACUUUCCAGGUGCAUUGGCAGAAACCAGCUUGCGGAAAGAACUAGAAGUCUCCUUCAGCUUCAGCAGGGGACUUGGCAGUUCCAGGAGCAUCUUCUAGAUUGGCCAGCCAGGCUGAAACUGCUCAACGAUGAGAGGGCAAAGGUUUCUGCUACAUGGGAUGCUUGCCUUGUUUCUGCUCAGCAUCCCCUGUGAAGCCCAGGAGCUCCAAGUGGACAAGGCCACCACCGGUUCCAGUCCUCUGUGUGAGAAAGAGGCCAACUCCUGGGGAACUCUGUUCAGUGGGGAGCGACUGGAUGCUUGGAUCUUUUCUCUGAUUGGCUCAGUUAUGGUGGGGCUGAGUGGAGUCUUCCCCCUGCUGGUAGUUCCCCUUGAGACAGGAGCUGCUCUGCGAUCAGAAGUGGGAUCCAAUCGUUUGAAGCAGCUGUUGAGUUUUGCAAUUGGUGGGCUUCUGGGGAACGUAUUCCUCCACCUCCUCCCUGAGGCUUGGGCCUACACCUGCAGCGCCACUGCAGGAGGUGGGCAGAGCUUGCAGCAGCAGAAGCUUCUUGGCCUCUGGGUGAUUAUUGGCUUCCUGACCUUCCUGGCAUUGGAGAAGAUGUUCCUAGAGAGUGAGAAGCAAGAAUGGCCUAGUGUGGGCAAUAAUUCCAAAGCACCUUCCGGAAGGAUUCCAAAUGGAAACAGCUUCUCCCUGCAGAAAGUAGCAGGCACAGUCCAAAGAGCAGAGACAAACAUCACUCAGUGUAAUGGCUCCUCUCUCUCGUCUUGCCCACGAGACCGAAGAAUCAAGAUCAGUGGAUACCUUAACCUGUUGGCCAAUACCAUUGAUAACUUCACACAUGGCCUGGCGGUGGCAGCCAGUUUCCUGGUUAGCAGAAAGGUUGGGCUCCUAACCACCAUGGCAAUCCUACUGCAUGAAAUCCCACAUGAGGUAGGAGACUUCGCCAUCCUGCUCCGGGCUGGGUUUGACCGCUGGAGUGCAGCCAAGAUGCAGCUUUUCACAGCUCUGGGUGGAAUUCUAGGAACCUGCUUUGCAAUCUGUUCUCAGUCGCCUAAAGGGACAGGGGAAACUGUAGCUUGGAUUCUCCCAUUCACCUCCGGGGGGUUCCUGUACAUCGCCUUGGUAAACGUUGUGCCUGACCUCCUAGAGGAGAAGAAUCCCUGGAACUCCCUGCAGCAGAUCCUUCUCCUGUGCACAGGCAUUACAGUCAUGGUGCUGCUCUCACUCACUACAGAAUGACCUCCGCUCAGACCUCCUCAUGCUGCCUCUCAGAACUGCAUUGACUUUGAGCGGUUACAAAGCAAUAAGGAACACUAAUGUAACUUCCUGUGUGUGCGCUUGUGGGUCCAGCUGCUAGUGAGAGGCAGUUGAAAAAAAGAGGGAGUCAUUGGGGAUGCUGGACUCCGUUCCCUGGCUCUUCUAUCCCUGCUCUGUUAAAAUCCCACAAACCAGGGCUUCCAAUGUUGGUGUUUUAUGGAGUGAAAGCUUUUAAGGAGCAGAAAUGAACCGAGAACCUGUUCCAAGGAGAACAUACUGUCUCACCCUGGAGUAAGAACAAGUGUUGGAAGUGCGCAUCUUAAGCUGCUCAGUGAAUAGACAAGAUCCCUGUAUCUGGCAAAGAAGGAUUUACCUGCUACUCCAGGCUUAGAGAGAAAACAAUUUCCCCAAAGCAGCAGAAAACCACCAACAUUCCCCAGUGCAGCCUACCUAGCAGGAGCAAAGGUACUAUCAAAACCACAUAGGUGCAUAGAGGUAAGAAGGCCCCUUCCCACUCAGCCUUCAUUUAUCAGUAGAAAAAUGGGAUGGUGUCAGCCUGGACAGUCUGCCUCUCUAAGUUCUUCUGCCUUAGCUUUGAAAUCAGGCCUAAUACUUGUGGCAGGUUGGGAUAGGAGGUUAUAUAGCUUAGCCUGAAAGCUUCUGCCUUUAACCUUAACUCCUCUGUGUAGAGAACCUAUCCCCUCCCGUGUUCAACACAGCCUAGGUGCAUAUUUGAGAAAUGGUCAGCAAAUGUUUCCUAUCAUCCCAGAUCAUCAGCUCAUCUGUAUCUGGGGGAAACCUGCUCAGUCAGUGCCCCCCUCCUAAGGCCUCUCAUCAGCGGGUGGAAAGUGAGCAGGGCCUGGACUCUGGCCUCCACCAGAGGAGGAAUGUGGGGAGGAGAAAUGGAGGCAAGAGAAAACACUGACUAUACAUAGAGAAAGGGCAGAGCAGAGAAGAAAACAUUGUGUGUGUGUGGAAGAGAUGGAUGGGGCAGUGUUUCGGUCUAUGGACCGGUGCUGGUCCCUGAGAUCUCUGAGACAGUUUAGGAAGGCAGCAAGCUGGUCCCUGGUAUCAAAAAGGUUGAGAAACGCUGGAAAGGGGAACCUGCCAGUGAGAAGGAUGAAAAGUGAGUCUGAAAUCACUGUGGCUGUAAAGCUGGGAGAAGAAAUCUGAGUGUGACCAUGACUGUGCCCUUGAGUUGAAGUCAUGUGGUGUCUGGGAUCCCAUUUGAUGCCAGUUUAACCGACUAGUAAAACUAAAUCUAAAAAUUCCUGGUUUUUACUGAUGGGGAUUACAACUCUGACAACCCCACCUCCUCUGGAAUGUCAGAACCCGCUAAACAUGUGCACACUUGCUUAGGCCUACCUAUAGGAGAAAGUUGUCCUGAUUUUAAUUAAAUCUGUUUAGAACCAAUGUAGUUAAAUUAAUGCAACCUCCUUGUGUGAGGCACAAAAUAAGAGUCCACAACAGGGUGUUCUGAAUCCUUCCUGUGCCAUCAGACAUCACAUAGGAUACAAAUGAGCUCUGCCAUUAACCAGGGGUUGCAUCAAUUUAAGUCUGUCUCUAAAUUGCUUUUGUUAAAUAAAUACAGCUUUCUUGUGUAGCCAGGGCCUUUUUGAAAAGGGCUGGCUCCUGAUACUGUUCAGGACAUUUAGGGCUCCAGGAGUGGCCAGGUUGUCUUAGGCAGUAAUAAGCCAGAAGCACUGCCCAGAGCAGGUUGCCCUCAUUUCCUUUAGAGCUUUGAAAAUUUUGACUAUUUCCAUAUGGUAGCCUCCCUGCCACUUUCUGAAGAAAGCCCAGGGCCGGUGCAAGGAUGUUUCGUGCCCUAGGCAAAACUUCCACCUUGCACCCUCCGCGCCCCUGCCCUGAGGCACCCCCCCCAUGGCAGCUCCCCCCUUCCACUUUGAUGUGC